GACGACAGAAGGAUGAAUCCAGUAACAGGAAAAAGAAAAAGUGUUGCUACAGCUUGUGACCGUUGCACAGCACAUUGUUUUUGUGCAGUGUAAUUUUCUGCCGAAAUUGUCUUGUUUAAUAAAACGAUGAAAAUAUUAAAAUUAAAAGACUAUUAGGACUAAUCCUAAUUUUUUCGCUCGCUUUGUUGUUGUCUGAACUGUGAAGUUGUCCGUGUUUGCUCACAUCUGUGUUGAUCCCAGUGUAAUGGCAGAGAGAGGAGCACAUUUAACAACAGCGGCUCCAGCUGAAGACAGACCCUCCGUGUUUGAGGUUUUAGCUCAGGACUCGUUGAUGAAUGCUGUUAAACCUGCAUUACUGCAUGCUGUGAAGAUCCUUGCCACGUCUAACCCCGCUCGCUAUGGAGUUCUUUGGAGAAGGUUUGAUGAGAUUUACGCUAUCCUGGACGUGUUAUUGCAGCAUCAUUUCCUCUCCCGCACCAGCGCCUCAUUUUCAGAGAAUUUCUACGGUCUGAAGCGUGCCGGAGAAGACAGCACAGGUGCAGCUCAUCUGGGACUCCGGCGCAGACAGCACUGGCGCUCCCUGUUCCUUCUGGCCCUCCUUCCUUACUUACACACCAAACUGGAAAAAAUCCUGGCUCGACAGAGAGACGAGGAUGAUUUCUCCAUCCGCUUGCCUCAGUCCUUCAUGCAGAAGAUGUACAGGGCUUUUUUGGCUGCGUACCCCUUUGUGUGCAUGGCUUGGGAUGGUUGGGUCUUUUGCCAACAGCUUUUGUAUGUUUUCGGCAAAACACGGACACAUUCUCCGCUCCUGUGGCUGGCAGGGGUUAAACUCUCAUACCUCACGGCUAAUGACAUACGCAGCCUGGAUCUCAAGCCAUCAGGCCCCGCACUGAGCCCCAGUCAAAGCUUCAGAGAGCAAUUUCAGCACUGGGUCUCUGCAGCGGUUGGUGGUGUGGCUGUGUCUCUGUCAACCAGCCUCUCGAUUGGAGUGUUUUUCCUGCAGUUCCUGGAGUGGUGGUAUUCAUCCGAGAACCAGAGCACUGUUAAAUCCUUGACCACCCUUCCAACCCCUCCGCCGCCUCUCCACCUUCACAGCCAGGAGACGUCACCCACACACAUCAAAGUCUGCCCGCUCUGCAGGAAAGUGCGCACCAAUGACACUGCGCUGGCCACUUCGGGCUAUGUGUUUUGUUACAAGUGUAUAUAUGUUUUUGUUAAAGCCAAUCACAGGUGUCCCCUCACUGGCUACCCUUCAGGACUGCAGCACCUCAUUAAAAUAUACGCACCUGAUGGAUAGACUGGUAACAUCUGUUUAGUUUGAUUUCCAAGAUGCAUUAUUAAUGUGGAUCUGUCUGAUUUGACAUAAUUAUUGCACAUCGUUCAGGUGAACAACAGGUAAAGUGUUAAUUGUUAUCCUAAGGAAGCUACUAUAAUUAGUUUUUGUGAUACGGUUAAAAUUAUUUUUUAAUUUGUGAAAUGUGUAAAGAUUACAUUUGUACAGAUAUCAUCAUUGCCGACUCUUGUUUAUAGUUGCAAUGCAAUUAAAUGAAUGGCAGAUCUUUUCUUUCAUAUUGUGACAUUCAAUUGUAAUAAAUGCCUGGGGAAAAAUAAAAACAGAGCUGGGACUGCUGUGCCCCAGUUGUCGAUUGGA
This is a messenger RNA of Carassius gibelio (silver crucian carp), 1651 nucleotides long. It is a transcript of the gene pex12, whose product is annotated as peroxisomal biogenesis factor 12. Gene Ontology annotation, cellular component: peroxisomal importomer complex; peroxisomal membrane. The coding region runs from base 245 to 1297 and encodes 350 amino acids. Lineage: Eukaryota; Metazoa; Chordata; Actinopteri; Cypriniformes; Cyprinidae. Gene Ontology annotation, molecular function: zinc ion binding; protein binding; ubiquitin-protein transferase activity. The transcript has 3 exons. The record is from RefSeq and is a predicted model, not a curated record. Gene Ontology annotation, biological process: protein monoubiquitination; protein import into peroxisome matrix.